This is a messenger RNA of Prorocentrum cordatum, 1341 nucleotides long. The record is from the annotation of a GenBank genome assembly. NCBI's taxonomy places the organism in Eukaryota, Dinophyceae, Prorocentrales, Prorocentraceae.
AUGGCGGCGCCCCUGGCGGCGAAAGCCCGGGAGGAGCUGCGGCAGGCGGGCGCCAGGCCCAACGCGCCGCAGUACCACGACACGCCGCUGCUCACCGUGGGGAAGGAGGUGCUGGUGCACGCGCGGUCUGGCUCCUGCCGCCCCGCCCUCAUCGAGUGCAUCAACGAGUCGGACGGGACGGUGGACAUCUCGUACCAGGACGGCGAGGAGGAGGAGGACGCGGUGCCCGUGGGCGCCCUGAGGCCUCUGCACGCCGCCCCCGCGGCGGCCAGCGCCGGCAACGCAGGUGGUCGGCAGCCGCCGAAGCAGGCCAGCGCCGAGGAGAGGCGGCGGCUGGGCAUCAGGCCCAACGCCCCUGCCUAUGGCGACACGCCGCUGCUCUCUGUCGGCAAGCAGGUGCGGGUAUCGAGGGGCGAGCUCUUCCGCCGAGCCACCAUCGAGUGCGUCAACGAGGCCGAGGGCACGAUCGACGUGGCUUACCUGCCGCAGGAGGAGGUGUGGCCCGGGGCGGCCCCGCGCAGGGCCGAGGAGGAGGAGGAGGACACGGUGCCAGCCGAGUCGGCGAGGCCUCUGGAGGACUUUGAGGUGCGGAGGGAGGCCGACUGGCAAGACGCGCUGCGGCGCGACUUUUACGGCACGCUGUCCUCGCUAAAGGAGGGGGCGAAUUCGCUCUUCAAGUUGCGCGACUACGACGCAGCUGUGGCCUAUUACAGCGCCGCGAUCAGCGAGCUUCAGGACGUCGAGGCCGCCGGCCUCGGCAGGGCGCUCCUCAUCCAGGGGGGGAGCUUCGUCCUGGGCACCGUGAGGAGCUUCGACGCCCGCGGGCGCCAAGCCGUUGUCGUGACCGACGCCCCCGGCGCAGGCGGGCAGCCCACGGCACAGUCGUUCACGCUGGCCGCGCGCACGCUGAUCGCUGUGCACGACGGGCACCUGCAGUUGCAGGGCAGCCUGUACAUGAACCGCGCGCGCAGCCUGGCGCAGCAGGGCCGCAACCGGGAGGCGGCGCAGGACCUGUCGGUGGUGAUCGGCCUGUGGGCCGCUUGCGACGACGAGUCGGAGCGGCGGGAGCAGCUGCUCAAGGCGCACUGCUUGCGGGCCAAGACGCGGCUGGCCCGCAUGAGGGUCGGGCCCGCGCGGGAGGACGUGGCGGCCGCUUGGGCACUGGGCCCGCCCGAGGCCACCGCCGGCCUGCUGCGGCAGCUGGAGCGCGACGUGGCGGCGGCGGAGAAGGAGAAGCUCCGCAGCAACAGGCGCAUAGCCAAGGAGAUUGCCAAAUUCACCGACGCCGCGAUGUCGCAGAUGAGCGGUGAGCAGGCGCGGGCGCUCGGACAGGCCGCCUGA